Molecule: messenger RNA, 3636 nt
Organism: Peromyscus leucopus (white-footed mouse)
Lineage: Eukaryota; Metazoa; Chordata; Mammalia; Rodentia; Cricetidae
Gene: Pard6b
Product: par-6 family cell polarity regulator beta
Exons: 3
Coding region: 315-1427 (370 amino acids)
Biological process (GO): regulation of cellular localization; centrosome cycle; establishment or maintenance of cell polarity
Cellular component (GO): cell cortex; apical plasma membrane; nucleus
Molecular function (GO): protein kinase C binding
Source: RefSeq, a predicted model, not a curated record
GCGUGCCCGCGGGGAGGCAGCCGAGAAGCCGGGCUGCGGCGGCUGUGAGGACUCAGUGCUCCGCCCUCUCCUCACCGCGGCCGCCGCCGCCCCCGAGCCUCCCUGGGAGGGACCCGUGUCCCCGCCUGCCGCACUGCCAGUCCGACCCUCGGGCCGCCGCGGAGCACCCGGCCCAGCGCAGCGCGGACCUCGGCAGGUGCGGUGACGAGGCGCCGUGCGGCGCUCCGAGUCCCGAGCCCGCGCGUCCGCGGCCCCGCUGCCCGCGCUCCCGAGGGCCGGCCCCCGACGAGGCGGCCGCCGGCCGGGUGCUCAGCAUGAACCGCGGCCACCGGCACGGGCAGAGCAGCGGCUGCCUGGGCACCAUGGAGGUGAAGAGCAAGUUUGGUGCUGAGUUUCGUCGGUUUUCACUGGAAAGAUCCAAACCCGGAAAAUUUGAGGAGUUUUAUGGACUGCUGCAACAUGUUCACAAGAUCCCCAAUGUUGACGUGCUGGUGGGCUACGCAGACAUCCACGGGGAUCUGCUGCCCAUAAACAAUGAUGACAACUACCACAAGGCAGUUUCCACCGCCAACCCACUGCUUAGGAUCUUUAUACAGAAGAAGGAAGAAGCUGACUACAGUGCCUUUGGUACAGACACCCUAAUCAGGAAGAAGAACGUGCUGAGCAACGUGCUGCGUCCUGACAACCAUAGGAAGAAGCCCCACAUCGUCAUCAGCAUGCCCCAGGACUUCCGCCCGGUGUCAUCCAUCAUAGAUGUGGACAUCCUCCCGGAGACCCACCGAAGGGUCCGUCUGUACAAGUAUGGCACGGAGAAGCCCCUGGGCUUCUACAUCCGCGACGGCUCCAGCGUCCGGGUGACACCACACGGCUUAGAGAAAGUCCCCGGGAUCUUCAUAUCGAGGCUGGUUCCCGGGGGUCUGGCCCAGAGCACGGGAUUGCUAGCUGUCAAUGACGAAGUGUUAGAAGUCAAUGGUAUAGAGGUGUCGGGGAAGAGCCUGGACCAAGUGACUGACAUGAUGAUAGCCAACAGCCGCAACCUCAUCAUCACUGUGCGGCCAGCUAACCAGAGGAACAACGUGGUGAGGAACAGUCGGACUUCCGGCAGCUCCGGCCAGUCCACCGACAACAGCCUCCUGGGCUACCCGCAGCAGGCGGAAGCCAGCUUUGAGCCAGAGGACCAGGACAGCGAUGAGGACGACAUCAUCAUUGAAGACAGUGGUGAGCCGCAGCAGAUCCCGAAGGCUGCCCCCGAUGCCCAGAGCCUGGAGUCCCUGACGCAGAUAGAGCUCAGCUUUGAGUCGGGGCAGAAUGGGUUCUCCCCUCCACAGGACCCGGUGCCUGUGCCCAGCAGCCUGGACACAGAGUUUGAACCCCGGGCUCCGGACCAGAGACUCUUAGAGGAAGACGGAACGAUCAUAACGUUGUGAACCGCCACGUGUGUUUGCCAAGUGCUAUAAAAGUGGCACAAGAUUGACACAGGGGACCUCCAGGCCUUGAUGUCCCACGGGCAAGCCUAGAGUGUGGCUGGAUGGGGUGACUGCAGACAGACUGCAGUGUGCAUGUGUGAGGCCUUUGCUGCAGGGGAGUGCUGCUCUCUGCAACGUUGGAUGCUCUUCCUCCCUGUCUCCACCGGCUCUGCAGAGGCCCUGUCCUGAAGUCUGGGGUCUCCUUCCUUGGUCCACUGGACCUCACUUCUUGGAUUCCCAACAUGGAUGGAUUCUGACUUUUAAAAAUGUUCCUCAGUUAAUCGUGACAGAUUGUUUUUUCAUGUUCAGUUUUGUUCUGUUUCCCCGUUUUCUAAGACUUUAACUAGCUGGCCAUGUUUAGGGGUGCUUCCCACUACCCAGCCCUGGAGCACCCCCUGUUGUCUCCAUCCUGUAGCUUCACAGUUGCAGGGUGCCUCGGUCCUACUGACUGCUCCUUCUCUGUUAACCUCCUCACCCCAGUCCACUGCAAACUGUUUCUGUGUGUGUGCGUGUGCGUGUGCGUGUGUGUGCAGGGUGCCUUGGUCCUACUGACUGCCCCUUCACUGUUAACCUCCUCACCCCAGUCCACUGGAAAUCAUUCCUGUGUGUGCGCGUGUGCGUGUGUGCGCGCACAUGUGUGUGUGCGCGCGCGUGUGUGUGUGUGUGUGUGUGUGUGUGUGUGUGUGCACGCGUGUGUGUGCUGUGUGUGUGCAGGGUGCCUUGGUCCUACUGACUGCCCCUUCACUGUUAACCUCCUCACCCCAGUCCACUGGAAAUUGUUCGUGUGUGUGUGUGUGUGUCUGUGUGUGUGUGUGUCUGUGUGUUACAGUUAGUGUGCUCCACACUCUUCCAGUAUACCAGACAGUGUGGAUCAUGUUGAAUAAAAAGGACCCAGGUUAAGAGACUAACACACAGGACAAAUGUGCACUUUUUAUACAAAAAUGGAGUUUUUCUUCCUGGGGAUUCUAGGGCGCUGUCUGCACUUCGGGGAGCCUGUGUCAAGUUCACCACCCAAAGGGGUGUUAAUUCUGUGAGUUAUUUAUUCUCUUCUGUGUUCAGGAGGAGGGACCAGUGCUUGUCCUCCCUCGCCUGAUGCCCUUGCAUUGCAUGCACAGGUACCGCCAUCCACGUGUGGACUCAGACUGUCCCGAGUCCCUGGGCAGACAGUUAUUUAUUAGCCUUGUGGUGGGGCGAGUGUGGACACCCCAGUUGUGUACCAUUACAGCAACAAAAUUCCGAUGACUCCGAGUUGAAGGACCUUUUUCUCUAUCGUACGAACCGACAGAAAUGAAGCCUUGAUCCAGGGAAGGGAGCUGGACUCAGUGGAUACUGAACGUGUUAUUUGCCGAGUGACUUUGUGUUCAAUUCACCGCGUUCUUCCUCUCCCCCAGCACCACUUGCUGACAGUGGUCCAGCUUUGACACCGUGAGGGAGUUUUCCCAGUGCGGCUCUCGGGAAGGUACCGUUAGGUAUGGAAGGCUCAGUGUGCUCACAAGCUAAGUGGCACACGGGCUCAAGAUUGUAAGUCAGACUACUUCCACAUACUACCUCUCCUCUCUCUCUCUCUCUUUUUUUUUUUUUAACAGAGUUUUAACAUUAGAAGUUUUCUCUUGGGGAAAAUACUUCAGGGCUUGACUUUUGUACAAAUUUUAACUGUAAAACACAGAUUUAUCUUCCGUCUGAAAGUGGAGAUCAAGGCUGCUGGCGCUUAUUUUAAUUUAAAGGACAGUAGUGUUUGCACCAAGGUCUUACUGGUGCAGUAAGUGAUCGCAGACAUUCUGUGAGGCCAGGGAGCCUUGGUUAUGGGGGUCCAGUCCCGUUGGCUUGUUCUUAAUGCCCCUUAGAAUGAGAGCGUGAGCGCCGGCAGCUCAGCGUGCGGUUCCGUUGUCCUGAAUGUCGAGCCUCACUGUGACUUCUGUUCGGUCCUCAGUCAACUAUGUCAACAUGAUGCUGUGCUGUUGUGAACCAUGAAUUUUCUAAUUAAAUUUUACAUGCUAUAACAUGAUUUUUACAUGAAUGAUACUUUGUUUAAACUAUCAAAUGUCAGUAUUUUACUACAAUUUUAUUAUAAAAUGUACAUUAUCACUAAAUGAACUUUGAUUUUAAAAAUCAAGUUAGCUUUAGUUACAUAUUAUUUUUUACAAAUAAAGACGGACUUGUAUAAAGGCUA